AGCACUUUCGCAAGUAAGCACAUGUACCGGUAAACAAUGGUAAACAAUUGUCCACUGGACGUUUGUGUAUGUGUGUGAACUUGUCCCGUUAGGAUUAUGUAAUGGUCAUUGAUUCGGACAUAGAGGUAUUGUGUGUUAAGUUAGCAACAGGUGAAGACAGAGCGGAGAAAACAUGGAGUUGAAGGCUAUGACCGGUAAACACUGUGACAGUAUAGCGUUCAACAUUUUCCUGGUUGGUGGUAUUUUUCUUCUGUGGUACGAGGCAUUUUUCGUCCUUCCUUCCUACGAACCGGAUACUGUCCGCUACGUAUGGCUACACUACAUUGUAGCCGGCUGGCUAGCAUUUAGUAUCUACGGAAACAUGUACAAGCUCAAGACCACGGAUAUCGCGUUCAGGACACGCAGGGAUGAUUACGGUAUUGUAAAUAAACCUCGUGGCUGGAAGUAUUGUCGUAUGUGUUUGAUGGAUACACCCGCCCGAUCACACCACUGUAAGGUCUGUAAAGUAUGUAUACUGAAGCGGGAUCAUCACUGCUGGUUUGCUGCCGGCUGUAUCGGUUACCAUAACCACCGUUACUACGUUGUCAUGGUAACGUACAUGGUGAUAGCCGGCUUGUAUUGUAAUUUGUUCAAUUCUGACUUCGUCACUUCCGUUACGGGAGGCUUCAGUGUGAUGAACGUUAUAUGGUUCCUUGGGCCACAUGUGGGUUGGCUCCUCGGGUACUUGAACACUUAUGAAUUAUUUGUGUACACGCUCAGCUCGGCCGGGAUAAUUAUGACGGUGUUAUUCAUUUGGCUUCUCGUUAUCCAGAUUAUGCAGAUACGGAGCGGACAGACCAAAUAUGAGGUGAAAAUGGAGAUACACAAUUACGGUAUGAAACAACAGUGGAAUGUAGAGGAAGUGUUCGGGGAGCAUUCAUUUCUCGUGUUUCUGUCACCGUUUUUGAACUCUGCUUUGCCAGGCGAUGGAAUUGUAUUUAGUUCGGCUGAUUGAAAUGGAAUAAAUGGAAUAACUUAAAUAUGUUGAAAAUAGAUGAUUCCUGAACACUGAACAUACAAAGUGUAACAAAAACUUGGAGAACUCGAAUGUGUUUGAUAA
Pecten maximus is the source of this 1099-nucleotide messenger RNA. Its product is annotated as probable palmitoyltransferase ZDHHC24. The record is from RefSeq and is a predicted model, not a curated record. Gene Ontology annotation, molecular function: palmitoyltransferase activity. Bases 173 to 994 code for a protein of 273 amino acids. NCBI's taxonomy places the organism in Eukaryota, Metazoa, Mollusca, Bivalvia, Pectinida, Pectinidae. The transcript has a single exon.